Messenger RNA from Phodopus roborovskii (desert hamster), 949 nucleotides. RefSeq names its product diphthamine biosynthesis 6 (gene Dph6). The coding region runs from base 84 to 887 and encodes 267 amino acids. Lineage: Eukaryota; Metazoa; Chordata; Mammalia; Rodentia; Cricetidae. Gene Ontology annotation, molecular function: diphthine-ammonia ligase activity. The transcript has 9 exons. Gene Ontology annotation, biological process: protein histidyl modification to diphthamide. The record is from RefSeq and is a predicted model, not a curated record.
ACCCGCGCGCGUCAGUGGGUCCGCUACGGGCCUGCCGUGGUCUGCCGUCCGCCGCUGCCGCACGCACGCGCACUGCACCCAGCAUGAGGGUCGCGGGGCUGAUCAGUGGUGGGAAGGACAGCUGUUACAACAUGAUGCAGUGCAUUGCUGCAGGGCAUCACAUUGUUGCUUUAGCAAAUUUAAGACCAGAUGAAAACCAAGUGGAGUCAGAUGAGCUGGAUAGCUACAUGUAUCAGACAGUGGGUCACCAUGCCAUUGACCUGUAUGCAGAAGCGAUGGCUCUUCCCCUAUACCGCAGAACCAUAAAAGGAAGGAGCUUGGUGACAGGAAGAAUAUAUACCUCAUGUGAAGGUGAUGAAGUUGAAGAUCUCUAUGAACUAUUGAAACUCGUUAAGGAAAAAGAAGAAAUAGAAGGGGUAUCAGUAGGUGCUAUACUUUCUGAUUAUCAACGUGUUCGAGUAGAAAAUGUAUGUAAACGGCUUAAUCUCCAGCCUUUAACUUACCUUUGGCAGAGAAACCAGGAAGACUUACUCCGAGAGAUGAUAGCAUCUAACAUUGAAGCCAUUAUCAUCAAAGUAGCAGCUUUAGGCUUAGAUCCUGAUAAGCAUCUUGGGAAAACCCUGCGUGAAAUGGAGCCUUAUCUUUUUGAGCUUUCUAAAAAGUAUGGUGUUCACGUAUGUGGGGAAGGUGGCGAGUAUGAAACAUUCACUUUGGAUUGCCCUCUAUUUAAGAAGAAAAUCGUUGUGGACUCCUCACAAGUAGUCAUCCACUCUGCUGAUGCAUUUGCACCUGUGGCUUAUCUUCGACUUUCAGAGUUGCACCUGGAAGAAAAGGUGUCUUCAGUACCUGGAAAUGGUGAAACAACCAGUUAUAUACACAAUUCUUGAAAUUUACACUUCAUUUUAAAAUUUAUUAUAACCAACUUCUCUCAUUACAUUUUUUAUACUUC